Messenger RNA from Malaclemys terrapin pileata, 4233 nucleotides. Its product is annotated as acyl-CoA desaturase-like. Gene Ontology annotation, biological process: response to fatty acid; unsaturated fatty acid biosynthetic process. Gene Ontology annotation, molecular function: stearoyl-CoA 9-desaturase activity; iron ion binding; palmitoyl-CoA 9-desaturase activity. Lineage: Eukaryota; Metazoa; Chordata; Testudines; Emydidae. Bases 191 to 1267 code for a protein of 358 amino acids. The transcript has 6 exons. The record is from RefSeq and is a predicted model, not a curated record. Gene Ontology annotation, cellular component: endoplasmic reticulum membrane.
GCCAAGCCAAGCCAAGGCAGGGAGACACAGCCCUGUUCAUCUCCCUGGGAGGGGCCCGGAUCACGCCCCCCGUGUCAGCCCCGGAGGCGGUGCAGCGCAGCGCCUGAUCCGCAGAACGCAUCUAUCAGCGCGGCUCCUGCAGAGGCGAUCAGAGCGCGCUGCGAGCAAACCCAGACAGGUUUCUCUUCGGAUGGCUGCGCGUUUGCUUCGGGAGGAGAAGCUCUCCAAGGAUCUCCCCUCCUUCACCACCACUGCUACCACCAGAGCGACGAGGAAUGGGGGAGCAGGCAUUGAGAAGGCCUUGUCCAACCAAGAGGACUUGGGAGGAGACCGGGGCAUGACAGACGAUAUCUUUGACGAGAGCUACUGUGAGAAGGAGGGCCCCAAGCCUGCCAGGAGAUACGUCUGGAGGAACAUCAUCCUCAUGAGCCUGCUGCAUUUAGGGGCCUUGUACGGUUUGUGGCUGAUACCUGCAGCAAAGCCUGUCACCUUGGUAUGGGGGUUCCUGUGUUUCCUGCUGAGUGCUCUGGGGAUAACAGCAGGAGCGCAUCGCAUCUGGAGCCAUCGGUCCUACAAAGCCAGCUUGCCCCUCAGGAUCUUUCUGGCCAUAGCCAACUCCAUGGCUUUUCAGAAUGACAUCUACGAGUGGGCCCGAGAUCACCGCGUCCACCACAAGUUCUCCGAGACUGAUGCGGACCCUCAUAAUGCCACGCGGGGCUUCUUCUUCUCCCAUGUUGGCUGGCUGCUGGUGCGCAAACACCCCGAUGUCAUUGAGAAGGGCCGGAAGCUGGACAUGGCUGAUCUGAAGGCCGACAAAGUGGUGAUGUUCCAGAGGAGGUUUUACAAGCUUUCUGUGGUGGCCAUGUGCUUCCUGUUCCCAACCCUAGUGCCCUGGUGCUUCUGGGGGGAAUCUCUUCGCAACAGCUUCUUCCUUCCCGCCAUCCUGCGCUACGUGCUGGUGCUCAACGCCACCUGGCUUGUGAACAGUGCUGCACAUAUGUUUGGCAACCGGCCCUAUGAUCGAAACAUCAACCCCCGGGAGAACCGCUUGGUCACAUUUGGAGCCUUAGGCGAAGGCUUCCACAAUUACCACCACACCUUCCCCUACGAUUACUCCACCAGCGAGUUCGGCUGGCACUACAACUUCACCACAGCCUUCAUUGAUCUCAUGUGCCUCCUGGGGCUGGCCAGCGACCGCAAGAAGGUCUCCAAGGAGACCAUCCUGGCUCGGAAAAUUCGGACUGGCGAUGGGAGCCACAAUGGCUGAGGGCCCAUUUUUUCCCCCAUGUUUUAUUUCCCCCCAAGCGAGCUGGGCACAGGGUUUUAUGUUCUAUUUACUAACCAUUGAAUAAUGCUACCAGGUUGCUUCAGAUGAUGAUGAUUUUAACCCCCUCCUGCACAAUGUAUUUUAAAUGAUGUAUUUAAGACCUAUAACUUUGUCUCUCUAAUGCUCAGCAGCUCCAUCCCUCUCUUCUCUCUUUCUUCUUUUUGUUCUUCUUUUGUCAAGUUCUCUCCCUUUUGUCUCUCUAACGCUCAGCCCUCCCUCUCCUCUCUUUCUUCUUUUUGUUCUUUUGUCUCUCUCUGGCAAGAUCUCUCUCUUUCCCUCUAACCCCUCCAUGCUUCAUUCUCUCCUUGGCAGGGAGCUGGUUGAAAGCCUGUCCAGGGCAGAUCCUGCCGCUGGCUGAAGAGUUGAGCCAAAGUCAGGGACUCUUUCCCUAGAAAUCCCCCUUUCCUGCCUCUGGCUCUCCUGCCCUCCCAGGGCUGCUGAUUCAGGGCAGACAAAGUGGCAACUGAUAUGGCCACAUCCAAGUGAAUUGAUCCUGUGCGUGACCAGCUAGAAAGCGGGGAUGAUGCUAUGUCAGAGACACAGGGGAGCCUCGUGUCUGUGCAGAUGGGCUUCCUGCAGCCAAUUAACAAGUACCUGAUAGAAACCGACACCAAAGCAGGGACACUGAGAGGGUUAAAGCAUGAGAAAGUUACAGGGUCCCAGCCCAGUGCUGUGUGUGACCUCUUCCCAGCACAGCCCUUCUGAAGCCAGGAGGUGGAGCCACGGCUACUGGGCAGAUCCAGGAUGGAGAUGGGACUGAAUUGCCCCACUGUGCCAGGGGCAGGAAAGCAUGUCAUGUGGCCCGUGAUCCGCUCCCAGCCCCUUCCAAAGCAAAUCAGAGAUGUCCUGGGGCCAGUGACUGCCUGUUGCACACACUGCAGUGGGAAGUGCUGGUGCAGCCAUUGCUGAUGGCGGCCGUUCCCGUAACUCCCCCAGACACACGGUGCUAGAGCAGGGUGCUGGCUGCUGGGCCAUGUGUAAUUCGUCCCCUGGAGACAGAGCCUUUGCUCUGGCGAGGGAGGUCCGCUGCACAGCACCGCGGCCUGGGCACGGAAGGGGCCUGUUUCACUCCUUGGCAGCACUGACAGCGGAGGCUAAUGCCAGGCUGACUGCGCUGUCUGAGGCCUCAAGACAUUGGGGGGAAGGGUUAAAACCCUUGUGCGUUUCACCCCAUAGCACUUACAGAUGCCGCGGACAGGCGUGGCAUUCCCAUCAGCCACUCGCCAGAUAGUGCUGUGGUGCUGGGUGAAAGCUAGCGAGGUGCCCAGGCUGCUGGAUCCUGGGGCAGAGCUGGGAAAGGCUGGACUGGGGUGGAGGAAUGAUGCUGAGAUGCUCCUUCCCCCUUCCCAGCUGUGCUGCGUAUCCUCAAGGGCAGGGUCCAGCCUUCCCACUUUGGCCAAGGUGAGCACAGCACUGCUGAUGUCUUGCUGCGGUCGCAAAGCUCUUGCUGUCAGCCAAGAAGUCGUCCCUGGCCUUGUUCCUGUACAUUGCUGUGACCAGAACUGUCCAGCUUUGCAGCGCAGCCUGCCCUCUAACUGAGCUAGCGAGAUGAACGGGCUCAGGAGCAGGCCACCAGCAGAUAAGCCAGUCGGGAAGCUUUUAAUUCCUGGGCUCUAUACCCGGGAGGUGGAUGGCUGGGUGGGAUUCCCCACCGCUGAGAUUUAUAAUUGCUCAUAGGGUGGCUGUGGAUAGUUUUAUCCAACCGGAUACAAAGAAACCUGCAUGUCAUAAUCCUGGGCCAGGUCCAUCCCUGGUCCAAACCCCACUGACUGGAGUCUACACCCUGGGUGAAUUUGGCCUCCCCCAAUAGUUCUUCCCUCACCUCAUCAUCCGGACAUGUUGUGUGAUGCAACCUACUGUUCAGAUACAUGACACAACAUGCUACGGCAUCCACCAUCCUCUCAGGAGAAAAGCAAGGGGUUAAUCUGUACGUUGCCUCUAGAUCCCAAGAGUAUUGAUCACAUCCAAAAAUGCUGACACAGUGGGGAAGCGGAGUGGAAGUAACAAAACAGCGCCGGUGUUUGCCCAGUCACUUUGUCAGUAAAUUGGCAUACAUCUCUGGGUGCCUUAAGUCUUUCUUUAAUACACAUAGGAGUAUUGACAGCUAUUUGCAGGAUGUUUUUCUUUCUAUGAUGAAUUAUGGAAAUUUGAUUAUUAAUUAUUUAUUUACCACUAUCAAAUUGUGGGUGCAGGUGAUUUUGAAUGUAUUGAGUUAGAAUUUGUUAGAUUAAGGGACAGAUGCAUCAUUUUAAAUAGAACCUUGUUUGCUUUGUAUUUCUUUCUUUGGUGGCAUGUUUGUAUCCUAAGUGUGUUCUCUGUGAGUUUAGCUAAAGUGAGUCAGAGUGAGAGGUGGACGUAGACAAAGCACGAGCAUGUCUAGUGGCUAGAGCAGCAGGCCUCCUGAGCUCUAUUCCCAGCUUUGCCACUGACUUACUGAGAGAUCUAGGGCAAGUCAGUUAACUGCUCCAUGCCUCAGUUUCCCUCUCUGUAAAAUAGGGAUAGCACCCUACCUCACAGGGGUGUUGUGAGGCAUAAUUAAUACUUGUAAAGUGAGAUCAGGGUGUGGAAAGCCCAAUAUACAUGUUAGUAGUGGCGGCGGUGGUGGUAAAUGACUGGAUUGCAAACAGUGUUCUCAGCCCCUCUGGUAUCCUGGAGACGGGACGUGCAAGUGUUGGAUAAGUAGUGAAGGAUUGGAAGGUUGAAUCUGUGCAUUGUCUAAGCUCUGUUGCUAUUGAAAUGUGAGUGGGAUACAACUUUCCCGGGGUUGGUUUCUGCAUUCUAAGAUCUCCAUGUUUUGUCUACUGAAAAACUUUUUGAAAUAAUUUCUACUAAUUUGGAAUCAGGCGGCUGGUUGUGCUGAUCUGAACUGGUAUCUGUUCAUAAUAAAAGUUUACUUCAAAAUUCAA